Molecule: messenger RNA, 1697 nt
Organism: Wyeomyia smithii (pitcher-plant mosquito)
Lineage: Eukaryota; Metazoa; Arthropoda; Insecta; Diptera; Culicidae
Gene: HtrA2
Product: serine protease HTRA2, mitochondrial
Exons: 3
Coding region: 323-1594 (423 amino acids)
Biological process (GO): positive regulation of apoptotic process; proteolysis; programmed cell death
Molecular function (GO): protein binding; serine-type endopeptidase activity
Source: RefSeq, a predicted model, not a curated record
UUCUCGUUAUCUCUAUUUUCGAAACAAAAUUGAAUUAAUAGAAUAAAUUUAAAUAUAACUUAAGAAUACAUAUUAAGAAUAUUAAAAAAUGAAAAUAUUUAUACAUUAAAUAGAUUGCAGAAACUACGUACAGAGAAAAUUACCACAAAACAGUUUUUUUUUCAAUUUUGUACAGCAAUCAAAGCAACCAUGUGUGUGUUGUGUCUGCGACGUUUGCACGGGAUUGCGUGGAGAUUGGGAUGACACGCACUCAGUAAAAAAUCAACAGGCAAACAUUUCGCCCGGAAGUGCAACCGUACUAUUUUGAUAACGUCCUAGCACAAUGCAACUGAUAAGGCAAACCAUAUGUAGUAUUCGUUCGUCCCGAGCAAUCAGCUGCUCAUUUGUUCGGCGAUCCCAAACUGCGGCAUCAAUUACAACGAUCUUCGAGCAGCGGCAACGAGAGCGCAGCCAGCAUGACAAUAGAAUUACAAAUAUUAAGCUUGUGGCUUCCUUUGCUGGUUUUGUGACGGGACUUGUUUUCGGAGCAACCCAAGAUGGGAAAAGUGAUGAGAGUCGAAUUUUUUCGUUGUUUCCACGAGUGCAAGCGGCCACUGCGUUUGCAAAGGAUCUAAAAGGGCGUCGAGCGAUGUAUAACUUUAUUGCGGACGUAGUGGAUGUGUCAGCACCGGCUGUGGUAUACAUUGAAAUCAAGGACACACGACACUACGAUUUCUUUUCGGGACAGCCGGUGACGGUUUCAAAUGGGUCUGGCUUUAUCGUUGAACAGGAUGGCUUGAUUUUGACAAAUGCGCAUGUGGUGAUAAGUAAACCAAAUGCUUUGGUUACAGUAAAGUUGCUGGAUGGCCGUACCUUUCCCGGAACGGUUGAGGAUGUGGAUCCGAAUUCUGAUUUGGCAACGGUACGCAUCAAAUGUAAAGAUCUACCGGCGAUGAAACUUGGUAAAUCUGCCGAACUGCGCUCGGGUGAAUGGGUGGUCGCACUGGGCAGUCCCCUGUCACUGAACAAUUCUGUGACGGCCGGUGUUGUCAGUUCAACACAACGAGCCUCGCAAGAGCUGGGCCUACGUGGAAAGGAUAUCAAUUACAUACAAACCGAUGCGGCCAUUACCUUCGGCAAUUCGGGUGGUCCACUGGUUAAUUUGGAUGGCGAGGCGAUUGGAAUCAACAGCAUGAAGGUGACGCCGGGCAUCAGCUUUGCCAUUCCGAUUGACCACGCGAAGGAGUUUCUACAGAAGGGAGCCGAUCGGAGGAAAUCGAGAGGCUUUAGUACGGAGAAGAUUCCGGUUCGUCGGUACAUGGGCAUUACGAUGCUUACGCUGACACCGGAAAUACUUCGAGAGCUGCGCCAGAGAAGCCAAAACGUGCCAGAAAAUGUACGCAGCGGUAUUCUGGUGUGGAAAGUUAUUCAAGGUUCGCCAGCACAUGUGGGAGGUCUCUAUCCGGGGGAUAUAAUUACAAGUAUCAACGGUAAGGAGGUGAAAAACUCCGCUGACGUGUACGAAAUGUUGGCAGGCACAAAUCGCGUCCUGAGCAUCAUCAUUUACCGAGGAGUGGAGAAAAUGACCGUCAAGGUUACUCUGGAGGAUCCGUAAACAGCUUAGCGUUAAAUAAAACAAAUCGGUGUAGUUUGACAUUGAAUAUUUCAUUUUAUGUAGGUGUAAAUACAUUGACUCGUAUAUGUUGAUACUAGCCCAU